Messenger RNA from Cyphellophora europaea CBS 101466, 1140 nucleotides. RefSeq lists its product as uncharacterized. Gene Ontology annotation, molecular function: hydrolase activity. The record is from RefSeq and is a predicted model, not a curated record. Lineage: Eukaryota; Fungi; Ascomycota; Eurotiomycetes; Chaetothyriales; Cyphellophoraceae. The coding region runs from base 1 to 1140 and encodes 379 amino acids. The transcript has 2 exons.
AUGCCCCUCUACGGAGCAGAGAAGGCUGAUCUCGUGCUCAAACUGGUGUUCAUCGUUCCGCUUACUCUUGGUAUCAAUGUGCUGGAAAGCUGCUACCUCGCUGUACGAAGAGGCUUGGUAUUGAAGGACUAUCUCAUCGUCGCAAUCCUCCGCACGUUCCUGACAUGUCUCUCGCCCCGCCAAAUUGUUGCGGUGUCACCGUCUACUGAAGCGACGUUUAGUAGCUGGUGGACGCAAACUCAAGCAUUUUCGGCGAACCAGAACUCUGCGCUACGCGCGACUCCAGUCACGGAAGUGGUGGCGGAUGGUGCCAGAAUCCACUGGAUUCAGCCGCCCAGUCACCGAUCCGAGGUUGUUCUCUUUUUCCACGGUGGUGGCUAUAACGCACCGCUAUCCACAGGGCAUAUGAAUUGGUGUGCAGCUAUUGUGCGGCAUUCCCUGAAGGCAAAUCGCACUGUCGCGGUCGCAAUCCUUGAAUACGGUCUCACUCCUGAUAACCGCUAUCCGUUGCAACUCCGUCAAGCGCGGAACGCAUUGGAACACUUGCUCAAAUCCGGAAUCACUCCUGAGAAUGUCAUUAUCGGCGGAGACUCUGCCGGGGGUCAUCUUGCCCUAAGCCUCUUGUCUCACUUGUUGCACCCACACCCGCAGUGUGAGUUGCUGAGCUUACAAGCACCACUCGCGGGUGCUUUCCUAAUCUCGCCUUGGGUCACGGACAAGACUGAAUCGGAGUCGUUCCGUUGGAAUGCUCGGAUUGACAUGCUCUCAUCUAACCUCGUCCGGCGCAGUACUGGAGACUUUGUUGCGUCCUCCGAGCUGGAAGCGGAACGGGUGCGGGGUCAUGGCUGGGCCAUGCCGAUGCAAGCAGGACCUGGCUGGUGGGAAGGCUUGGGUGGGGUGGUUACGAGCUUGUAUAUCACCGCUGGCGAGCAGGAGCUGUUCAGGGAUCACAUUGUAGAGUUUGGGAACCAUCUACGCACGGAGCUGAGCCUUGUGGGAGGUGAGAUGCCGGCGGUACAGCUGCACGUUGACCCAGGAGAGGCCCAUGAUCAUAUCCUCGUUUCGUGUCUGCAAGGUCAAAUGGAUACUCCAAGCAUGAAAAGACUCGUGCGGUGGAUGAAGCGUGCCUGGAACACUUGA